Aspergillus eucalypticola CBS 122712 is the source of this 1709-nucleotide messenger RNA. Its product is annotated as ABC transporter family protein. Gene Ontology annotation, biological process: translational termination; translational initiation; ribosomal subunit export from nucleus. The record is from RefSeq and is a predicted model, not a curated record. Bases 153 to 1508 code for a protein of 451 amino acids. Lineage: Eukaryota; Fungi; Ascomycota; Eurotiomycetes; Eurotiales; Aspergillaceae. Gene Ontology annotation, molecular function: ATP binding; ATP hydrolysis activity; iron ion binding. The transcript has 4 exons.
GAUUCUCAGUGGAAAGCUGAAGCCCAACCUUGGACGUUUUGACAACCCUCCCGACUGGGAAGAAAUUCUCAAGUACUUCCGUGGUUCCGAACUGCAGAACUACUUCACCAAGGUUCUGGAGGACGAUCUCAAGGCCGUUGUGAAGCCUCAAUAUGUCGAUCAGAUUCCCAGGGCUGUCAAGGGCCCCGUCCAGAACGUUGGCGACCUCAUCAAGGCCCGCGCUCAGUUGGGCAACCUGGAACACAUUCUCGACACUCUUGGUAUGGCACAGUUGCAAAUUGAGCUUUGUGAUAACACUGCUAAUGAUAUAUGCAGAGUUGAGACAGGUCCAGGACCGUGAUAUCGGUCACCUUUCUGGUGGAGAGCUCCAGCGUUUCGCCAUUGGUCUGGUCUGCGUGCAGAAGGCUGACGUCUACAUGUUUGACGAGCCUUCCUCCUAUCUUGAUGUUAAGCAGCGUCUCGCCGCCGCUCGCUCCAUCAGAGAGCUUCUGCGCCCUGACGAUUAUGUCAUUGUUGUCGAGCACGAUUUGUCUGUCCUUGAUUACCUGUCUGAUUUCGUCUGUGUGCUCUACGGAAGACCCGCCCUUUACGGUGUGGUUACUCUGCCUGCUUCCGUCCGUGAAGGUAUCAACAUCUUCUUGGAUGGUCACAUCCCCACUGAGAACUUGCGAUUCCGCGAGGAGUCUCUUACUUUCCGUCUUGCUGAAUCUGGUGAUGACUUCAUGGUGGACCGGGCCCGUGCUUUCUCCUACCCCAGCAUGGAGAAGACUCUCGGUAACUUCCACCUUAAGAUCGAUGCUGGAAGUUUCACCGACUCUGAGAUCAUUGUCAUGAUGGGUGAGAACGGAACCGGAAAGACCACAUUCUGUAAAAUGCUUGCUGGUGCUGAGAAGCCUGACGGUGGCAAGAGCGUUCCUCGCCUGAACAUCUCCAUGAAGCCUCAGAAGAUCACCCCCAAGUUCCAGGGUACCGUCCGUCAGCUGUUCUUCAAGCGUAUCAAGGCUGCGUUCCUGUCGCCCCAAUUCCAGACUGAUGUCUACAAGCCCCUCAAGAUUGAUGACUUCAUUGACCAGGAAGUUCAGAACCUGUCUGGUGGUGAAUUGCAGCGUGUUGCCAUUGUCCUGGCUCUGGGAAUUCCCGCCGAUAUCUACCUCAUUGACGAGCCUAGUGCUUACCUGGACUCCGAGCAGCGUAUCGUGGCCUCCAGGGUCAUCAAGCGUUUCAUCAUGCACACCAAGAAGACUGCAUUCAUCGUCGAGCACGAUUUCAUCAUGGCCACUUACCUCGCCGAUCGUGUCAUCGUCUUCGACGGUAAGCCCUCCGUCGAUGCUCACGCCAACGCCCCUGAGUCCCUGGUCACUGGUUGCAACACUUUCUUGAAGAACCUGGAUGUCACCUUCCGUCGUGACCCCAACAGUUACCGCCCUCGUAUCAACAAGUACCAGUCCCAGAUGGACCAGGAGCAGAAGUUGGCCGGCAACUACUUCUUCUUGGAAGAAGAGAAAUGAAGAGGUUGUUCCGGGCAAGUAUGACCGCGUGCCUCACCAACGUGACGGCCGCGACUCGGACCAGCGGCGUCGCUAUCGUCGCUGGGGCUACCUUCGGGUAGUGGCGUUUUUCGGCGUUACAAAGGCCUCUGCAGCUCAGAGAAGGCGGCGCCGCUGCCGUGGCGUGCGCCUUCCUGAUGAUGUGGAUGGUGCUUUGGAGGA